AUUUAAUCAUCGUAGUUCACUUACCUCGUGUACGUUCUUCCAUAUUGUGUUGGAUGAAUCAAAAUAACAAAAGGCUGGAGUAGCCAUAAAAACAUAUAUCUUCCAACAUCCUUAAGUUGUGAAGACUUCUUCAAAAUAUAAACAUCAUGGAAAACUUAUAUGGGAUUGGUGUUGCCAAUAGAUACGCUCUAUUUCUGGAUGAUGAAUCUGAUCCCCUGGAAACGCUUUCUUUGAAAGAGCUGGAGAAGGACUCCAAAAAGAAAAACAAAGUUGCAGAAAAGGAGAACAAAGUGAAGUCUGAACCUUUAAGUAAAGGAAAGACGGCACCAGCUCCAAAAAAAAUUAUUAAGGAUAACAAUAGAGAUCAGGAAAAUAAAAGAGAAGAUGUUAAAUCUUCUCAGAGAUCAAUUGUUGAUAAUAAACAGGACCGAGAGAA
Leptinotarsa decemlineata (Colorado potato beetle) is the source of this 436-nucleotide messenger RNA. RefSeq names its product ABC transporter F family member 4-like. Lineage: Eukaryota; Metazoa; Arthropoda; Insecta; Coleoptera; Chrysomelidae. The record is from RefSeq and is a predicted model, not a curated record.